Molecule: messenger RNA, 963 nt
Organism: Osmerus eperlanus (European smelt)
Lineage: Eukaryota; Metazoa; Chordata; Actinopteri; Osmeriformes; Osmeridae
Product: olfactory receptor 10J5-like
Exons: 1
Coding region: 22-963 (313 amino acids)
Biological process (GO): G protein-coupled receptor signaling pathway; detection of chemical stimulus involved in sensory perception of smell
Cellular component (GO): membrane
Molecular function (GO): G protein-coupled receptor activity; odorant binding; olfactory receptor activity
Source: RefSeq, a predicted model, not a curated record
GAUCAUUUUUUUUCCCUUAUAAUGGAAAAUGUGACAUCUGUAAAAGAAUUUACUCUGUCUGGGUUUGAUGAGAUAUUGGAUUACAAACUAACGUUCUUCUGUCUCACUUUAAUGUUUUACUGUGUUAUUAUUAUGGUAAAUGUUGCUGUCAUUGUUAUUAUUACCAUGGAUAGAAACCUCCAUGAGCCAAUGUACGCCUUGCUUUGUAAUUUGUGCAUCAAUGGACUUUUUGGGACGGCAGGAUUCUAUCCCAAGUUCCUUCUGGAUCUACUGUCUCAUGCGCAGGUCAUCUCUUAUGCGGCAUGCCUGUUUCAAGCUUUUGUAAUAUACUCUUCUGUGUGCAUUGACAUUUGUCUGUUAUCAGUGAUGGCAUAUGACAGGUAUGUAGCGAUCUGUAGACCCCUGGAGUAUCACUCUGUUAUGACCAGGCAGAGGGUCGCUCAGUUACUCACCUUCUCCUGGCUUGCUCCUUUGGGUCUUUCAUCUUCUGGUUUAAUAUUUGCUUCCAGAUUGAAGUUGUGUGGCUCCCACAUACAGAAACUUUACUGUGCUACUUGGAUGGUUGUUAAACUCUCAUGUGCUGCAACUAGUUGGAUGACUUCUACCAUACCAACUAAUAUAAGUGCAUAUAUAAUGAUUCUCUUCUAUACAUUUAUUGGCAUUUUUAUUGUUGGCACUUAUGUGCGGCUAAUCAGAUCGUGUUUUAAGUCCUUGGAGAACAGAGGAAAGUUCAUGAGAACUUGUGUCCCACAUUUCAUUGCAUUAUUUAAUGUGAUAAUUGCUACUCUUUUUGAUGUUAUGUACAUGCGAUACGGAUCAUCAGAUUUACCACAAAGUCUUCAGAACUUCUUGUCUGUAGAAAUGAUUAUUGUUCCUCCAUUGGUUAACCCCCUCAUUUAUGGUCUGACACUGACUCAAAUUCGUAACCAAAUAUUGCAUCCAUGUUUGCAGAAGAAAAGUUGA